CCUCGAUCAAUCACUCAUCCAGACUGUUGGCGCCCAGCAUGAACGCUGCGAUGCACGCGGGCCCAGUAUCUGGAUACUCUUACGCUUUCUACGUUGACUCCUAACUGUCUAACCUUUACCCACAGGAUAAGAUAGCACGAAGUUCCAUAAGCGCAUUCGCAACAUCCAGUGCCCCCGCUGCGCAUUUACCUUUUGAUCGGAAUGGCCUCAACUGGUUUUCAGGCCGCGCCCGGAUGGAGAUGGCCAGACGAAGCUGCACAGCCUACCGAUGAGUCAAGCGCUUCCGCAUCUGCCGCGACGGAAGAAACCCCGCACCGCAACUCGAGUAUGCCAGGUUGGUAUGAUCCUGCAGACGAACAUCCACCUGUCGCCGACCCUCCGUCCGCAGAGGACGAAGCGGGUAGCAGAUCUGAAGAGCCUGGUCAUCAAAAGCAUUAUCGACCUCGCCAGUGUCGCAUUUGCCUCGAUACGGUGUUACCUACCUUUCAUCCACCUACGGAGCAUCUACCACGCAUGUUUCGGUCUGCUCCACAUGUAACUUACGAGUCUGAAGAAGGUCCUUUGAUCAGACCGUGCAAAUGCAGGGGAUCUGCCCGCUAUGUUCACGAGGGCUGCCUUGAAGCAUGGCGCCACGCUGACCCUUCUUAUGGAAGACGGAACUUUUGGCAGUGUCCCACUUGCGGUUUUCGAUAUCGCUUGGAACGCAUGACGUGGGGACGCCUCAUCAGCGGUACUGCGGCUCAGGUCGGCCUGACACUUGCCGUCUUCCUCUUGGCGACGUUCGUCUUGGGUUUCAUCGCUGACCCCAUCAUCAAUUUUUACUUGAAUCCAUACGGGUCGUUUUUGCCUCUUGACGAUGCGGAUGAUUAUGUCGCUCCUGUCGAGGGGUUGCCUGAGGGAUGGUCCUUCCAUUUUGUCAAAGGUUUUGCUACUCUUGGCCUUAUGAGCUUCCUAAGACUCUUUCCAACGAAUCCGCUGCGGUUUUUUGCGCUCAGGAGUCGCGGUGGUGCUACUGUCCGUGUUGGCAAUACCGGACGUGACAGGUUGGGCAACGUCACUUGGCUCGUCAUUUUGAUUGGUAUUGCUACAUUCCUUUACGGUGUUUGGAAAACUGUUCGUGCAUGGUCACGCCGCCUGCUAAAGAAAGCAGGUCAGCGGGUCAUGGACGUGCAGGGCCAUGACAGCGAUGAUGAAGAUGACGACGAACCACUGCCUGCAAACAAUCAGUAAGGUUAUAUGGUAGAUGACCCAAUGACCGUUCAGGUGCCCAUCUGCAAGUAGAUCCUGACCUGGAGCAAACAAAGUGCUAUAGUAUAUAAAUUAGCCCCCCUCACCCUGAACCCGCCCACCUUUGAGUCUGCGCGCCUUCUCAAUGGCGCGCCGAACGAGUCUGUGGGCGGAGAUCGAACCACCCGCUGGGUUUUUCAACUAGGGCAUGGGACGUCUUGUUCCUGUCCUGGCCCCGGCGGGCAUCGCCACUCCUCCGCUUCCAAUCCCUUCCCCCCUCGGGGGUCCCUCGUGAAAGGAUUGUUUGAGGUUAAGCUGGCAAAUUACAUUAGUCAAUAC
This is a messenger RNA of Aplosporella prunicola CBS 121167, 1566 nucleotides long. RefSeq lists its product as uncharacterized. NCBI's taxonomy places the organism in Eukaryota, Fungi, Ascomycota, Dothideomycetes, Botryosphaeriales, Aplosporellaceae. The record is from RefSeq and is a predicted model, not a curated record. Gene Ontology annotation, molecular function: zinc ion binding. The transcript has 2 exons. The coding region runs from base 202 to 1230 and encodes 342 amino acids.